ACACAUCCGAUUCAGCCAGCCUUUCUGUCUGCUGGUGCCCCGGCCGCUGUCCGAGCCCCGCCCCGCGGGUUCGCACGUGGCCCCCGCCUGACCCGGCGCCCGGAGGCGGAGUAGGGCGGGGCGGGAGGCAAACGCAGCACUUUCACGGCUUUGACAAGCCCGCAGCGGCCGGGCCGCAGCGCUGAGCCGGGCCGACACUGCGCCAUGCAGGAAGCGCCAGCCGCGCUGCCCACGGAGCCAGGCCCCAGCCCUGUACCUGCCUUCCUCGGCAAGUUAUGGGCGCUGGUGGGCGACCCCGGCACCGACCACCUGAUCCGCUGGAGCCCGAGUGGGACCAGCUUCCUUGUAAGCGAUCAGAGCCGCUUCGCCAAAGAAGUGCUGCCCCAGUAUUUCAAGCACAGCAACAUGGCGAGCUUUGUGCGUCAACUCAACAUGUAUGGUUUUCGGAAGGUAGUGAGCAUCGAGCAGGGUGGCCUGCUUAGGCCGGAGCGCGACCACGUCGAGUUCCAGCACCCGAGCUUCGUGCGUGGCAGGGAGCAGCUACUGGAGCGCGUGCGGCGCAAGGUGCCCGCGCUGCGCAGCGAUGACGGUCGCUGGCGCCCUGAAGACCUUGGUCGGCUGCUGGGCGAGGUGCAGGCUUUGCGGGGAGUGCAGGAGAACACUGAGGCGCGGCUUCGGGAGCUCAGGCAGCAGAACGAGAUCUUGUGGCGGGAAGUGGUGACACUUCGGCAGAGCCAUGGUCAGCAGCACCGGGUCAUUGGCAAGCUGAUCCAGUGCCUCUUUGGACCGCUUCAGGCUGGGCCCAGUAGUGCAGGAACAAAGAGAAAGCUGUCCCUGAUGCUGGAUGAAGGGAACUCAUGCCCAACACCUGCCAAAUUCAAUGCCUGCUCCCUGCCUGGUGCCCUCCUGCAGGACCCCUACUUUAUCCAGUCGCCCCUCCCAGAGACUACCUUGGGUCUCAGCCCUCACAGGGCCAGGGGCCCCAUCAUCUCUGAUAUCCCAGAAGACUCUCCAUCCCCUGAAGGGCCCAGGCUUUCUCCCUCCAGUGGUGGCAGGAGGGAGAAGGGCCUGGCACUGCUCAAAGAAGAGCCGGCCAGUCCAGGGGGGGAUGGCGAGGCCGGGCUGGCCCUGGCCCCAAACGAGUGUGACUUCUGCGUGACAGCCCCCCCACCGCUGCCUGUGGCUGUGGUACAGGCCAUCCUGGAAGGGAAAGGGAGCUUCAGCCCUGAGGGGCCCAGGAGUGUCCAACAGCCUGAACCAAGGGGCCCCAGGGAGGUACCUGACAGGGGACCUCUGGGCCUGGAGCAGGGUAACAGGAGCCCAGAGAGUCUGCUGCCUUCGAUGCUGCUUCGGCCUCCCCCUGAAAGUGUGGAGCCUGCAGCACCCCUAGAUGUGUUGGGCCCCAGCCUUCCAGGGCGAGAAUGGACCCUGAUGGACUUGGACAUGGAGCUGUCCCUGAUGCAGCCCUUGGUUCCAGAGAGAGGUGAAGCUGAGCUGGCAGUCAAGGGAUUGAGUUCUCCAGGUCCAGGAAAGGAUUCCACGCUUGGGGGCCCACUCCUGCUGGACGUCCAGGCAGAUCUGGGAGGCCCAGCCCUGGCUGUGCCCGGGGCUUUGACCAUUUACAGCACCCCUGAGAACCGGACCUCCUACCUGGACCCAAGGGCCAGUCCCUCCCCCUGAGACCCAUGAGCCUCUGAAGGGAUCUUUUGAUGUCCCCUGGGGACAGGGGUGAGCCUAUCCCCCACUACUUAGCGGCCUCUCUCCAUUUACCCCCAUCAGAGCCGUGCACAUAAACUGCAUCUUUUUCUGUG
Messenger RNA from Marmota flaviventris (yellow-bellied marmot), 1811 nucleotides. RefSeq names its product heat shock transcription factor 4 (gene Hsf4). NCBI's taxonomy places the organism in Eukaryota, Metazoa, Chordata, Mammalia, Rodentia, Sciuridae. Gene Ontology annotation, biological process: regulation of DNA-templated transcription. The record is from RefSeq and is a predicted model, not a curated record. Gene Ontology annotation, molecular function: sequence-specific DNA binding; DNA-binding transcription factor activity.